AUACUUAUAUAUAUUAAUUAUUUUUAGAUUUAAUAUAUAUAAAAACAUCCAGAAUAUAUAUGAUACUUUUAAGUUUGCUUAAAUGCUUGAAAAUAUAUACAAAUAAUCAAACGUAAAUAUCUUAAAUAGUUAAAAUAUACUCAAAACUCCAAAAAUACUUAAAUUAUUAUUUAUCCUCUAUCCAACUAUUUAAACCAAACCUACUUCAAUUGAUUAUCCAAAUCCGAAUCAAAUCUUCAAAGAUUUAAACUGAAGACGAAAUCCAAAAAAAACCCGAAAACAAACCCGAACGCCCACCCUUAAUCACUAUUUUAUAUAUCCUAUAUGUGUCAUCAUAGGUUACAAAAUACGUGUUAUCGUAUAAUUAAUCGAAUUUUAUGCGUACCAUCAGAUACGUUUUUUUAUAAUUAAUAAUAUUUUAUACGUACAAUCAUAUAAAUAAUCUCAUAUAUUUUAUUUUAAAAUUUAAUGUGAAAUAUAAAAACCGUAAUUUAAGUUGGUGUUUGAAAUUGGACUUUGUAUUGUAUUUUUCUUAUAUAUAUUGAAAAUAUUUUUAUAAUAGUUAUUGGAAAAUAUGUUAGUAAAAAUCAAAUUUUGAAUAUAUGUAUAUUUUUGAAUGAAUUUUUGAUAUAAAUCAAUUUUAAAUUAUUAUUUUGAUUUGAAUAUAUAUAUCAAGUAACAUAGACUCAUUAAUUUUUAAUAUAAUGUAAUGGACUUUCAAUUUUUUAGUAGCAUAAACCCAUUAUCUUUUUUCCUAAUUUACUGCUAUUCAUGUUUCCAAACAAUACUAUUUUUUUUAACUACUAUCCAUAUUGCCAAACAAUCUCAAUGUGUACUUCAACUUUAAUAAUAUAGAUAUCCAUCCACCAUUCAUAUUGGCUGAAAGCUUACGUCUUAUGUAGGUUGUGAAGCUUGUUGUGUUUCUGCUUACAGCUUGUGUAGGUUGUGAAGCUAGGCACUCGCUCUCCGCCUCCUCAAAAUUUCUAAAAGAUCUUUGUUGAUUGAGUUGGUUACACUAAAGGACACUUUUUGUCUUUCCUUUACAAUGAGAGACACUUCUCACAUUUGACACACUUUCUGGUGAAAACUAUGUGAUUUUUUGACAAUUUUACCCUUUAAUGAGAAGGAAGAGAUGUUUGUGGACAUGGAUGAAUGAUAUAUAAAUAUUUGUGGACAUAGAUAUAUAAAUGUUUUUGUUUGUGGAGAGAGUAAGUUAUGGACAAACAAUUUUAACGUACAUAUCUUUUAUAUCUAUAUUUUGUAUAAAUGAUAUUGAUUAAAUAGUAAGAGUGAUAUUGUUUGAAUCAAUGAAUUGUAGAUAUACAAACUGUGGAUGGAUUAAUCGUGGAUAUCAUAGAUCCACUAUCAAUAGAUUGAUAAAACUAUUUUUGUGGAGUAGCAAAAACAAAGUACAUUAAUAAAGCAACAAUUUGAGAUGAUCAUUCAUUAUAUUUGUACAAUAAGAACCAAUGAAACAAGAAGCACAACAAAAGAUGAACAUAUUUUACAUCACCUCUUAACUGAAUCAAUAAAGGUGGAGUACGGGUAUCAAAUCAACAACACAUAAGCAUGACAUUGGUUGUGGACGGCUCACCUGCAACCACUUCACCAAGCAAGACAUCACUAGAAGUCAUCUAGUCACCAGAGAUCUAUUCAACCAUCUAUACAUAACCCAUCCACGCUCCAGCUAUCCACACACCGCCUAUCCACGCAACCCCCAUCCACACGCUACCAGUACACAUCUUUUGCAGAUCUGGAUUUUGAAAUAAGACUUUCCAGAUCUGGAUUUUGAAAUCCACAACAACACUAAAAAUCUAACAAAACAAAAACGAGAAUUGAUUAACAGAAUUUUGAAAUCAAACUCAUAACAACAAAAAGAUCCUAACUUUUUUAACAGAGAAAAUGUAUAGACGGAGAAAGAGAAAGAGGUUACUGGAAAAAUGAGGAGAAGAGAACCAUGAGGCGGAGCCGUUCGUGGAAGAGUAAAUGACAAAGAAUACAUAAAAAGAGGAGAUGAGAGUGCCGAUGAUUACGUCGUGUAGAUCGUCACGAACAGAGGUUUCAAAUUCACCGCCUCUCGAAACCCAUUUCGCCAAGCCUCCACCAUUAAUCUCUCAAUUUUUAAAUAUCUCCUUCAAAUCUUCAUUACAAAAGAUUUGUAUUUGUCAUAAUUCUUUCCUUUUCAAAUCUCAAUAAAAUAGAAAAGAAAUGUUUCGGAGAGAAACUUGAGAAUGAUGAAGACAUGAUGAAGAGAGGAAAGAAGAAGGUUUGUUUAGGUUGAUGCCACUUAGGGAUAGUAUUCUUGAUUCAGUAAUUUGUAUACCCAGUUUAUUUAUUGAUAACGACAGAUGCAUCCAGACUUAGAGAGACAAGAGAAAAAGUAAUUUUUGAGUUGAAAGAAGGGUAUGAUGGACAAACAAUACUAAGAAUGUGCCUCUCAAGUGGAAAGUGUCUUUUAUUGUAAAUCUAAAGUCAUAAAGUGUCUUAGGGAGUAAAAAAUUCUUCUUCUAAUAGUUUUUCAUUACGGGCUUUCCUAACUUAACAGACUAUCUUUCUUUCUUUUUUCGUCGAUAACAGACUAUCUAUGAGUAAAGAUCAUACAUGUAUUUUCAAAAUAAUUCAUAUUGGUAUACACAUUUAUAUCGAAUUUUAGGUUCAUCUUAGCAUAUGGAUUUUUUAACAUAUGCACACAAUAAAUAUGUGUUAUAAACUCAAAUACAAAUUCUAUAAUAAUCAAAAAUUAAUAAAAUAAAAUCUAUGAAAAAUCUAGUCUUAUGAAAUGAUUGCGAAAUCAUCCACCAAUUCCAUAAGAUUAAAGGAUACGUUUCAAAAAGUUUAAUCCCAAAUAUUCCCUUACUAGCAAAUGUAAUAUUCGAAUUCAAACAAAAAAAAACCUCAUUUUAAUUGGAAACUUUAAUACCCGUAAAUAGUAAAUUUUCAACUUCUUCUCCGAAGUUUUAGUUUAACAUUUGAUUUGUUCUUCUUUUAACAUUUCCUUCUUUUCUUUUGGCUGUGUUUCAAUGUCUCUCCUUUCUCAUUCUAUUCUCUUUGCAUAGAUCAUAAGCCAAACUAAAAAAAAAAAAACAAUGAGCGAAUCAAUGAACCAUCAUCACAUGUCUUUUACAAAGAAACUCAAAUCAACGUUUUCCAUCGCCGGGUGUUUCCGAACGACCAACCAUCCCCAAAGUCUCCCUGAACAACCACCAUCUCCGACAACUCCAAAUGAGACAUCUACACAAAGCCCCACCAAGACCAAAUCUCCUAGACUCACUCGAACCUUGUCCAAAUCGCACGAAAAAUGCAAAAAUCUGAUCCACCGGAUCGGGGAAGGCGGACACGGUAAGCACAUUAGACGUCACACGACGGAUUUUCACUAUGAUCCGUCGAGCUAUGCGCUUAACUUUGACAGGGGAGACGAGGAUCAAAAUGUUAAUCGUUUUCCACGUUACAAUUUCUCCUCUAGGCUGCCUCGUUCACCGCCUUCCUCCGCCACGGCAACAGAAUCGUCGUUCACUAUUCAUAACCUUUUGCGGUGAUCAUUGUUUGACUCAGAUUUUUUAUUUCGUUGUGUUGUUUUUGUUCUUCCAAAAUUGUGGAUUCUUUUAUGUUUCAAGAAAGAAAAACUUACGAGAACUGAGCAAUGAUAUCGUAGGCCUAAUAAAAACAAAUUUGUAAAUAUUGUAUUUUAUUUUUAUCAGUUUCAGCGGGUUUCAAAAACUUUUGAUUGAUAUCCUAUCUCUCUCUUAUGUAACUUGAGUAAAAACUUCUUUGUAGUAAUAACUCAUAAUCUUAUGGUAUGGAGAACUCCACGCGGCUUAUCAGUACGCGUACGUUCGUAGUCUGUUUUGAACAGGAGACCUGCUCCGGUUAGCAACAUGUUCUAAUCAGCUCCGCAACUCAAACUUUGUAAUAAGGGAACAACAUGUGUUCCUUUACUUUCCGUUGCCCACAUAGCGCCGAUUUUUUUUUGUUCCCAAGCUCUACUUUUCUGAUUUCAAGAAUUUUCUCCAGAGGACUGUUCUUUGGCUUCUUUGAAAACGCAGAACCUGUACAGAAAGACCCUGAACACGAUUACUCAAACCGCAAACAGUCAUUUCCCGUUCGUGGUUUUCGUCUUUUUGACCAUUACAUUUUUUGUUUCUUUGUAACUUACUUUAUUUAUCAUUUAGCAAAAAAAAACAAACUUACUUUAGUAUUUUCUAUAUUCACUAAGAUAAAAACAAACUUACUAUAGUAUUUUCUAUAUUCACUAAGAGUUUUAAUUUUUGACAAUUAUAUACGCAUUUAAGUAGUUUUAAAAAUGCGUAUAUGGCUGGAUAUUCACUAAAGUUGCUACACAUGACAAUAUUCUUUGAAGAUAGAUUAUUUCAAAUUUACAACCAUGCGUCUUCCACUAGCAGGUUAAUUCCAGAGAAUAAGUCAGAACCCCCAUAAGCUCUUAAUCUUAAGCUACUAGCUGAUGAAGAACUUGAGUAGGAUUAAAUAAUAAUGGUUUAGAGUACAAGCAUGAUUGUGGAGGAUUACUAUAUGUGCAAUGCAAUGAAGGCUUAGUUAUGCUCAAGUGAGGUUAGUGAAAGUAGAAAACAAACAUAAAAUCUGAAUAUCUCAUUCAACAAGGAAACUAGAAUAGAACCAGUGCCAUGUGCGGCUAAAUUUCAUUUGAACAUUUAUUUUGUUCUAUAGAUUGUUUGAGUUCGUUUUUUCUAUCUUCUAGAAGUAUCGUAAGUUGUCACUGGGAUCUGAAAACCGAAUAUAAGUCUUUGUAUAUGAAGUGUCAGCCAGAAGUCGAUACCAACUCUAACUCUAAAUUAGUCAUCUUAAACUACUAGUCCUAAUCUUAAUUUUCCAUCCAGUUUUAAAUAGUUUGAAAUCUGUUAAAAAUAUUUUAUAUAAUAAAAUUUAGAUGAUUUAGAUGAACUCGUGUUUGAUAGUUCAAAAUUAAAAUAUAAUAUAUGAGGUCCAAAAUAUGAGUCUAAUUUAAUAGAUUAGAUAUUUUUUAAUUUUUUUCAAAUACAAAUGAAUAUUUUUUAAAAAAUUCUAACAAAAUAGUUUAAAAAUUUAUUUCCAAAAAGCAAUCAAUUUGAAUUUAAAUUAUCAGUAAAAUAUAAUGAAAUAUUUUAUGUGAUUUUAAUUUCAAUUUUUAAAUCAAAAUUAAAUUAAUUUUAAUUUUAAUUAUAUUUUAAUGAUAAUCAGAAUUUUAAUUAAUUAAUUACGAAAAUAAAUUGCAAUAAAUAUUUAAGAUUUUGUUAGAAUUUUUGAAGGAAAGCUGUUUAUUUGUAUUUCAGAUAAAAGAUUAAGAUAUUAAAAGGUAUUGUAAUUAAAUUAUGUGUAAUUUGAUAAAAAAUUUAAGGAAUGGUCAAAAUAAAAAAUCACACGUAAAAAAUCGUAAGACUCUAAUUUAAUAGAUUAUAUAUAAAAAAAAAUUAAGUUUGUCUUCAAGAAAUGAAAAUACCGAGUGGUUAAUUAAUGAAUAUUCUUGAGAAAUGUGCUCUUCUCCAUGCCGGCAAACAAUUGAAGUAUUCAAUGAACAUCCUUGCUGAACAACUCUUGCCAAAAUUCACUAAGAAAAUGUAUCUCGAUCACUGACAGUUGACCUCAAAAAUUCAUGUAGCUAGUAACCUUGAUCCAAUAACAUUUGAACAAAACAAUAGAUGUAACAAUAUAAGGAUCCAAAUCCAUGAGAUGAGCAGCCUUGCUCAGCCAAUCUCCAUGUAUUAUCUUUCUUUUUAACCAGGACCACCGAUGAAGCAUAUGGAUAAGCAGUAUGCUGAAUUGUCCCUUCAAUAACUCUUGAGCCAUGCAAUCAAUUUCAUCUUCUAAUACACAAAAUAUAUAUAGGGUUUUGGUUCAGUGGGUUAGCUCCAUCCAUGAGUUGUAUCUUGUGAUUGUGGUUAUUCCUGAAUCGAGGCAACUGUACUAGUUCCUCAAAGCUAUCCUUAAACUGCAUGGUUAAUUCAUCCAAUGGGUCAUUAUGAUAUUGAUUGUCGUUGUUACCAUCGAUUGACGGGUUAAUAUUGUUCAUAUGUAACUGAGCAUCUCAUUCCUUGAUAUUUUCCAAUGAUAUGGACUUACCUCAUGUAUUGAUCCUACCUUAAUGUCAUGUAGUUAUUCUUUUGUUCGCCCACUGUAUUUCCAAUUCGUAAAAAUUACUAGUUAUGCGGCCAAACUUAACUUGUGCAACCAUUGUAUUUUCAAAACAAUGCCAUGACAUCCUCAAUGGUAUUACCAUCAUGAAAUCUUGAAAUUGAUAAUUUCGGAACUUCCAUUUGAACUACUCCACACACUGCAAUCUUACUGCCAUCAGAUAUUGAUACCUGAGACACUUUCUUUUCUAUAAAGUUAUGUGUUGACUCAAAAAUUUUGAGGAUAUACGACGUCUUAUUCUCAUACAUUACUAUUACUCUCAUAGUAGUUUAAUCAUUGACACCUACAAUUUGGUUCACUGAAAUAUGAGUAUAUCACACUCUUCCAACACCUCAUAUGUUCCUUCUGCAUCCUUAGUCACAUUGCUUUUUUCAUACUCCUCACACUCCAUUAAGAACAAUUGUUGUUUUUUUUUUUAUUCAAGAAGUGUUCCGGUGCAUACUUCUCGUCACAGUAGUAACACAUUCCUUCUAAAAUGAAUUCACUCAUUUUGCAUUGAAAAAAAAAUUUCCUUAAAGGUUGUCAUUGCUCUUUAGGCUUCACUAUAUCUCUAGUGUUAUCGACUUUCAUAUCCUUCUUUCAAGGUAGCAGAUCUUUGCCCUGUGAAACAACUGUCUGGCCCUUAUUAAAUGAUUAUCAAAAUUGAAAAGGCUUUUGUGAAGAUGAGCUUACUCAUCAUAUAAACGCCCCAAAAACUAAUCAUUGUCUUGUCGUUUCAGGUCUAAAGGUACGAAUGUGCAUUUGAGUAUCACUUCUCAACAACGUCAAGUAUGCACUCAUCAAAAAAUCAUAUGACAUAUGAAUAUGUGACUUAAUCAGCUCAAAUUUAGCAUGAUACUAUAGUAUUCCUUAUGUCUCUUUUAACUAUUUCAACUCUGCAAUCAGAUAAUCAAGAAUUUCAUCGGAUCUCCUCUAAUCAACCAUUUAUAUAUGUUCUCCAACUACACAUCUCUUUGUUCAUCAUCAUGUAUCACAUAGUGAUGCCAAGUAGCUCCAUCUAAAUGUAAGGAUGUGAUUCCUACCUCAAAUUCUUCUUGAGUAUUAUCAACACAAAAAUGUUAGCUUUGUUUACCAUUUCUCACUAUCAAAUCUCAGAAAAUCAAUUUUUGUUAAUUGUGUUAACUUGUAUAAUGAUUAGGCAUUAUUCCUUGAAAAUUCUAAUGAAGAAGAUGUUCACUUUGGAUAUUCCGUGUCGCUGUUAUUGCCGACAAUUAUUCUGAUCCUUAGUGUUAGAUGUAUUCCUCACACUAUGUGACAUCAUCUUGAUCGCUUCAACCAUAUCAGCAAUUCUCGAGCAAUUAAAUAGUUAUGUGAUGCUACUGUUCUAUCCAGUGACAGAGCUUGAUCCAUAAUUUGAUUGAAUCAGUGCACCAUUGCUUUCUCUGCUUUGUGCAUCACUUUUUUCUCAAAAGAGCUUGUGCUUGUGUUUCUACAAUGGAAUUCGCCAAGAUCGUUGCCUCUAAUACAGUGACAGAGGUAAACACAAUCUCCAUAUAUGAAGAUCAAAUUUCUGUUCGUAAAACAACAGCUCGUAGCUCAAACAUAAAAGGUUACAAAUUAAGAAGAGCCUUCAAACAAAAUGAAACGAAGUACGGAUUGUAUUAGAUUUCAAGAGAAGAACUACGAUGGAUAUUUCUGAUUGAAUCUAUGUACAAAAAUGAAUCUACUAUUUAUCUUCUUUGAACGAGUUGUAGUCAUUCAGUUAUGUUAUAGCCACAUUUUGACCAAAUGUUGGUUGCUCCCAACUGCCUCAACCGGCAUACGGCUAAUACCAACAAAACCACUCAACUUCCUUCUUUUUAUUUACUCUAUCAAAUUACCAUACUUAAGAAGACUCACAAGAGUUGAAAAAAUGAUAUUGUAUGCGUAAUUGAUAAACUGUACAUGUGUAUUUUAUUUGAAUCAGUUACAGUAAUGUUUUGAAAAACUUUUGAUUAAUCUCUUAUCUCUCCCUUAUGUAACUUCAAUUAAACUUCUUUGUAGUAAUAACUCAUAAUCUUAUGGAGAACUCAACAUGGCUUAUACCUUCGUCUGUUUUGCACCAAAUAUUUGAUCAUCCGUCAGCAGCUCUGUUAAAGUAAGCUCCACAACUCUAUCUUUGUAAUAAGGUAACAUAUGUUCUUUUGCCCACAUCAAGACAAAGAUUGGUUGCAAGUUCUAUUUUAGUUAUGAAGAAUAUUCUUUGGCUGCUUUAAAACACAUAAUCUGUAAUCAAAGACCAUGAACACAUCACUUAAACUGGAAAUGGUUAUACUUUUCCUUAGUCUAUUUUGCACCUAAUACAUGAUCAUUAGUUAGCAGCUAUGUUCAAGUUAGCUCCACGACUAUAUCUUUGUCAUAAGUAACCAUGUGUUAUUUUGCCCACAUAACGUUUAAGUUUGGUUACAGCUCUAAGAAAUGUUCUCUUGCUCCUUUGAAAACGUAGAAUAUGUAACCAAAGACCCUGAACAUAUCACUCAAUCCGGAAACGGUCUUUUUUCCUUUUUUUUCCAUUUGUGGUUUUCAAUUGGCAAUUACAUUCUUUGCAAAUGUUUACAAAUUUACAACCAUGCACUUGAACUAAAUUAGAUUUUCAUCUUCAUUUGAAAACACAAGAUUAUGUAAAUUAUAACUACAUUCAUAAUUUAUAUACUUUGAGUUUCUUAUAAUUUUAUUUAAAUUUGCGCAUUUUUAUAUUAAUUUUUUUUAAAGUUUAAGCUUUAAAUUUGAAGGAAAUUAUAAUUACUACUCUAUGUGGAUUUUAUUAAUUUAAAUAUAUAAAUUAUAUGAAAAUAAUUUAUGAGAAAUGUUAACUUUCAGUUUUAUUACAUGUGUAUAAAUUUAGAUUUCAAUUUUUGAAAUAAACCAAAAUCGUUAAUUUGAGAUGUUAAUAUAUAUUAAAUGUUUAGAUUUGAUGAAGAGUAAUUUUUAAUAUAGAAUGCAAAAAUAUUUGUAAUUAUUAUAUUAGCUAACCCAUAUUAUUACACUAUAUCAUAAUUUAAAAAUAUUUUGCUUUUAUAAAGUAGUCAUUAGAAGUUUAAUAUGUAUUGCGUUAAUUUAUAAUAUUUCUCUUUUAUGGAAUAACAUAUGUUCACACUAAAUUUUAUUUAUGUAUUUAAUAUUUUAUAGUCUAGUUACAUUUAUAUAUAUAGAAACUAUAUAAUAAUAAUAAAAAAAGAAUAAUAAUUGGUUUCUUAGUGUGUCUGGCAUUGUUUGAAACAGAAAAGUACCCCCUUUUAAUGUCUUAAUUCGUCAAUAUUUGGUUCUAUUAAUAUAAAUGAGUAAAUGUAUUUGCUAAAUCGUUUUAUAUUUGAUUAAUGUAUUGUAUGAUUGAUGAAGUGAUCCGUAAAAAUCUAUAAUUGUAAGAAUAUCAACUUUAAUCCGUUUCACUAUACUAUAAAAUAAUAUAAAUAAAAGUUAAAUCUUAAAUAUUUUACUUUUACAAAGUGAAUAUAUAUUUAUCUAAUUUUUAAUAUCUAAUUUUUUUAAAAAAAAUAUUUUAUAAAUUAUAGUUAAUUAUCAUAGAUUUAAAUUUUAAUUUUUAACUAAAUUUAUAAAUGAAAGUAUAUUGUAGGGCUUUUGUUAUUUUGUGCGUAUAUGUAAUUUAAUUUUAAAAAGUGUAAUUUAAUUUAGUUUUAUAAUUUACAAAUUAAUUAAGAAGUUAAAUUAGUUUAUUUUAUUUAUUAUUUAAUUUUAUAUUUUAUAACAGAAUAAAGUUAUAUAUAAUAUAAUAAAUUUUAUAUUGCAUAUAUAAGUCAAAGUUAAAAUAAUAUUAAUGUAUAAUAAUUAGAGUUUUAUCCAAAUCAAAUUUAUACCAUUAUUGAAUAUCAUGUUAUUCCAAAUAAACAUCAACCAAACCUACCCUUGUUUAUUCUAUUUAUUAUUUGGAGAAGAGUAUCUACGAAGACUCACACCGGAGGAGUAGAGUAUCUACGAAGACCCACACCGGAGGAUCUUUAAUGACUGCUCGAUAUUGGAGAGAAACGCGGGUUUCCUGGCAUGGUCGGAAGCAUUGACUGUAUGCAUUGAGAGUGGAAGAAUUGUCCAACCGCUUGGAAAGGACAGUACGCACGUGGAUCAGGAAAACCGACUAUUGUCUUAGAGGCUGUGGCUUCACAAGAUCUUUGGAUUUUGCACGCUUUUUUUGGUCCUCCAGGUACCUUAAACGAUAUCAAUGUCCUCGAUCAAUCUCUUGUUUUUUAUGACAUUUUAGAAGGUCGGGCCCCAGGGUAAAGUACGUGGUCAACGGACACACGUAUAAGUUGGCGUACUACCUCACAGACGGUAUAUAUCCAAAAUGGUCAACAUUUAUCCAAUCUAUCACACUCCCUCAAAGUCCUAAACAAGAGUUAUUUGCUAAAGUUCAAGAAGCAACCCGAAAAGAUGUGGAGCGGGCUUUUGGAGUACUACAAUCCCGGUUUGCGAUCGUGAGAAACCCGGCUCUUACAAUGAACAAAGCAAAGAUAGGAAAGAUUAUGAGAGCAUGUAUCAUACUACACAAUAUGGUAGUCGAAAAUGAACGAGAUGGAUACAUUCAUUACGAUAUAUCUGAAUUUGAAGAAGGAGACGUCAACAGAAGUUCAGAGGUCGAAACCGAGAGGCCUACAAAUCUGAAUAAUAUGUUUCCCAAUCGGAAUGAUCUUCGUGAUAGGCAUAUGCAUGAACGAUUGAAGAAUGAUUUAAUCGAAAAUAUUUGGAACAAAUUUGGUGAUGAAGAUUAAUAAUUAGUGUUUCUUGAUUUCUUUAUAUUUAUCAUUGUAUCUUUUUUUUAUCAUGCAAUUAAUAAAAUUUAAAUUUCAAUUUAUAAAAAAAAAAAAAUUUUGAUUCGAAUCCUUAACUAUUCAAACAAAAACCAAAAAAACAAAAAAUUACUAUAAUAUUCUUAAGGAUUAAUUUUGUGAGAUGUUUUUGUGGGAAAUUGUUUCUUAUAUUUCAGGACGAACCGGGAUAAUGUCUUCUUUCUCAUUUGACUACUGGUUUUUGGCUGAAGUCACUGCUUCAAAUCUAAAAGAAGACAAAUUUGUGAGUCAAUUUAGUUAGUAAAAUAAAUGGUUUAAUCUAUUAUGUGUCUUUACGUUAUUUGUUUGCAGUAUCUUCCUGUGGGAGCUACGAGUUCUACUGCUUUGCACAAACAAUGCCAAGAGACGAUACUGGUGAACAAAGAGGGAGAUUCAUGGAACGUGAGUUUGCGAUUUAGCGAAUCAGGCGGCAAGUAUUACAUCACAAGAGGCUGGAGAAAGUUCUGUCUCGAUAACAGAUGCGAGAUAGGAAACUUAUUUGCGUUCAAUGUGGUUGGAGAUGGAAAAACUACUCCAUUGAUGUGUGUAUGUCCGGAAAGAAAAUAGUGCUCUGAAAUACUGAGCAAAUACUUGAGCAGAAAGAGUGGUGAGUCUUCAUUAGGUGGUGAUUCAUAAUCAUGUUGUAUUUUAAUAUUUAAUCAUCUUAUAAACUCUUAUGUGUAAUCUUUAUAUUUAAUCAUGUUUUUAUUUAGGAAUUUUUCUAUCUUUAUGUAAAAUUAUUGUUUUUAUCUUUAAUUGUUAUAUUUUUAUGUUUAAUUAUUGUUUUUAUGUUUAUUUCUUGUAUUUUAUGUUAAGUUAUUCUAUUUAAUCAUCCAAUAUAUGAAAAUUAUAUUUCACUAAACAAAAAAAAAAAAAUUAUUCCUAAAGAUUCCUACUUCGAGAUCAUCAUUGUACACACAUUUUUCACAAGAGUCCUUAGCUAUUCAAAAAAAAAA
Brassica rapa (field mustard) is the source of this 11857-nucleotide messenger RNA. RefSeq lists its product as uncharacterized. Lineage: Eukaryota; Viridiplantae; Streptophyta; Magnoliopsida; Brassicales; Brassicaceae. The record is from RefSeq and is a predicted model, not a curated record.